AGGUACGCGGAAGAACCAACAUGGCGGACACGAGGGGUCGAGGAUCUUCUCCUUCAAGAGCUGUAAGAAAUCGGUCCAGAGAGAGAGAGCGAGUGAAAGAACGAGAAGCAAACGAUCAAAAGGUUACAAUUGACAGAGAGAAGACUUGUCCGUUGCUUCUUAGAGUGUUUUGUAAUCAAGGUCGACAUCACCGGUUAGAUGAGUAUUCUAGGACAGCCUUACCAUCAAAUGAACUCCAGGUAUACACGUGGAAGGAUGCCACACUGAAAGAGCUCAUGAGUCUAGUCAAGGAAGUAAACCCAGAUGCAAGACGUAAAGGCACAGUGUUUGACUUUGCCAUUGUAUUUCCAGACGCUCGUCGUGGUGGGUUCAUAAUGAAAGAAAUUGGUUCAACUGCAGCAGGACGCAAGGGGACAGAUGAUACUAUUACUCUAGAAUCCAAAAAGUUUCAAAUAGGAGAUUUCAUUGAUGUUGCUAUUCAGUCUCCAAGAAUUGGAAGGAGAGAUAGGCCUUACUAACACUGACAACUUCUUGUCACUGCGUCUUUGAAUGGGUAAAGAAAGCAUUUCUUAAGAGACAAUAUUACUGUCUUUGCCUAUUUUCAAUAGUCUUUCAGCAUUGAGAUGUUUGGUUUUAAUUUAUUUUGAAAUUUGUGUUGAAGUAAACCCUUUUUUGUAUGUCUGGACACUCAAGUAACUCACAUAUUUGAAGAUUUUUAACAUUAUGAUAGCUUCAAGUUGUUGUCUUGUGUCAUGAAAGAACAGACUUAAAGUAAGCUGACAGAAGUUGAACAUAUGUUUAAAGGUAAUACAUCAAAGCUAUUCUUUAAAAACAAUCUGCUUUAAGAUGCAGAAAAAAGGCUCAGUUUCUUUUGAAACAUUACUUUUAUGAUCUUUUGCAGUAUACAUGUAGUGACCUUGCCUUUGUAAACAAAUUCUAUAAUUUACAUGUAUUAGUCUAGUUUGAAUAAAACACUCUUUUUCUAAAACUGA
Molecule: messenger RNA, 992 nt
Organism: Orbicella faveolata
Lineage: Eukaryota; Metazoa; Cnidaria; Anthozoa; Scleractinia; Merulinidae
Product: histone deacetylase complex subunit SAP18-like
Biological process (GO): negative regulation of DNA-templated transcription
Cellular component (GO): nucleus
Molecular function (GO): transcription corepressor activity; transcription factor binding
Source: RefSeq, a predicted model, not a curated record